AUGUUCUGUUUCCAGUGUGGAAAAUCUCCCGUGGUAUUCCGUGGAUUAUGCAACGACUGUGUCGACAAAAUGAUUCCAAACUCAGUGCCUCCUCCAAAAAUCAGACCUCCAACUGGCCAAUUGACCUCGGCUCAAGAGGUUCUCCAAUCUAAACGGCAAGAGGCAAUCCAAAGGGCCAGAGCGUUAUACUCCAAUCCAAUCACCACACCUACUGUCCCCAGCCCACUCGGCCAGUCCAUGGCAUUUCCUAUUGGCGUGAACCCAGUGGUGAAUGGAUUGACAGGCAGCAGUCAAACUGUGGUCCCUGCGGUCUUGAACCCUGCAUACGAAUCAGCCCAAGCAUCACAUUCCAUGGCAUUUCCUAUUGCCGUGAACCCAGUGGUGAAUGGAUCCACCGGCAGCAGUCAAACUGUGGUCCCAGCCAUCUUGAACCCUGCAUACGAAUCGGCCCGAGCUUCAAGAGUCUCGAAAACUCAACCUUACCCAAACAACCGAGUCGGACGUACAGUUGCAAGAAGAGCUCCGGCAAGUAAAGGUGCCCUACCUGCUACGAAUCCUCCCGAUAAGAUUUCGGUCCAAUGUGGCUUUGAGAUGUGGGCCCGAGGCAAAUAUGCCCCUUCGCAAUCGGUCAUUCGAAGCAAUCAGUUUGUGCUCUGGUCAAAUCCUGAUUCUUUUCAAGAGCUGAUCGACACGCUCUGCAACAAGUUCAAUGGUAAAGUGGAACUCCGGACAAAGAUGACUGAGGACAGGGAAAUGUUUGGUGUUGAGCACUUCAGUUUUUGUCGGUUAGGCACCAAGAAAGGAGGAUCUGUUGAAGAUUACGAAUUGUUUGUCGAGUUCUUAAGGCGGGAAAAGGCGAUCGACUUGAUUUAUGACCGGGACACCUUUGAACGGCACACCCUUGAUGAAGAAGAACAAGAAGGAAUUGACGCUCAAGCUGCACGAUAUGCUCUCCGAUCAGGAAAGGACACUGAAUAUCAUGAAGAUUUGCAUUCAGACGCUGAAAGUGACAGCUCUGAAUCCAGUCUUCCUUCGACCAUUUUCACAUCUGCAACCGGUUCAACAUCGACCACAACUUUACCCCAGAAUCGAUCAACUUUACCUCCUCCUCCAAGUCUACCUUCUUUAUCAUCAGCAACCCGGUCAACUCCAACCACUAAUUUACCUCAGAAUAAAUCACUUGUUCCUCCUCCCUCUCAGCUGGUGGUUCGGAACGACCACGAUGAACAGCCAAAAUUCUCCUCAGUCAUUCAACAAGAGACCAACCCCCAUGUUGAAGCCUUGAAGAGAAACUUGGACGAUGAACUUGUGAUUGUUAGGAUCCUCCCACCUUGGCGAGCCGAAACAAUCUUGGAUCCAAACAAUUUAUCAUGGGAGAGAUUUGGGAGCAUGGAGAACUCCUUGUCAUACCGAGAUGCCGACAACUCUGACUGGGUUGAUGGAGUUCUAUUCAGCCUGGAUCCUGAUGGUCUCAACAUGCCUCAGAAUAUUUGUCUCUACCGUGUUAAUUAUAAUAAAUGUUUCAAGGUGAAAGAGACAACCAAAAUCAUAGCAGCCAAGGUUUUUGACUCUGGAACAGUUUUUCCCAUGGUAGCCGAAUACUCUCGAGUCCGCAAGGAUCUAACAUGUGAUUCAUAUGCAUAUGUACCAAACUAUUGGCUGAGGACCUAUGCGGUUUCCAGGCAAUUCCUGGCUCAAUUCUGUCAGGCUAUAAGUCAGUCGGCAGGUGGGACAAUUAUUGGGCGGACGGCAAAAAGGUUACGUAUUGUCGAUGGAUUUCCUGUUCACCAUGACAUCUUUACUCGACCAAGACAUGAGGAUAAAUACGUUCCUGGUCAGGAUGAUGAUAUGUUUGAUUCCACUGAAGAACCCAACUACCCUCUCCGGUCCGUCAAUAUUGACAAUGAACCAUCUCGAGUGUUCUGGAUGGAAGAAGAAAUCACCGGCGGCUAUACUUGCCUUUUGUCAAUUGAAAACGAUGUCUACUUCACCGGUGAACCUCGCUCUCCCACCGAAUUUUUGCUCCACUCGUUUCAACACUGGGUCUAUAAUCAUACUCGUGGCCAGCUCACCAUUCGAAAAUUUAAAGGCCACGGUACCCUUCUUUCCAAACCACACAUUGUAGAUUUGAACACCAAGUCUAUGUGGAAGAAUAAAUAUGCCAAAGAGUACAUGGAAUUAUUUCUCGAGAAGCACAAGUGCAACAAGGUGUGCAAAGCCCUUGAACUACCCGACUUGGUCGAAAUCCCUUGGUUCCCGCCACCCAGUGCCCCGGACGACUUUGCCAAUGACCUGGGCAACUUUUGCCGAGCCACCGUCAACACUGCUCAAUCCACCAGCAACAACCCACAAACCGCCUGCGAGAUCAGUCAAUCCAGCAGGGUCAGCCACCAAUCCACCAGCAACAUCAGUCAAUCCACAUGCAACAUCGGACACACCUCUGGUAACACUGGACUAACCAAUGAACCAACACCUGGCCCUACGGAUGAGGAUCUGGGGCUGAUCUCAGUUGUCAGACUGGGCACCCAGGCGCUGAGAGCCUGGCCCCAUAAGGAAUCCAACGCUAGGAACGCGACCGAUCCGCUGGAUCGAUCGCUAGUUAGGGUAGCUAGGAACGCGACCGAUCCGCUGGAUCGAUCACUCGUCAGGGUAACAAAAACCGCCAUCGAUCCUCUGGAUCGAUUGCUAUUUAGGGUAGCAAAAACCGCCAUCGAUCCUCUGGAUCGAUUGCUAUUUAGGGUAGCCAAAACCGCCAGCGAUCCGUUGGAUCGCUCGCCCGUGUGGGUAGCUCAAACCGCGAACGAUCCGUUGGAUCGCUCGCCCGUGUGGGUAGCUGAGCCUCAAAACAAUCAGUUGAUUGUUCCCCUGCAAGAAAACCGUGCCCAAAAAAUGACCAGGAAUGCCCGAAGGCGACUCCUCAAAGCCAACCCGAGCCUCAAAAAGGGCCCCUUGGCCAAUGGAAGCCCUGAUCAGCUUGUUCGGCGCAAGGCCGGCAACCAUCAGGGUGAAAGUUGGCCAUGUGCGGUCCGUGCCUCAUCCACUCAAAGCAAGGGCCCCUUGGCACAUGGAAGCCCUGAUCUGCUUGUUCGGCGCAAGGCCGGCAACCAUCAGGGUGAAAGUGGGUCAUGUGUGGUCAGUGCCUCAUCAACUCAAAGCAAGGGCCCCUUGGCACAUGGAAGCCCUGAAUCGCUUGUUCGGCGCAAGGCCGGCAACCAUCAGGGUGAAAGUGGGUCAUGUGUGGUCGGUGCUUCAAGUGAGGAUGAUGAAAGUGAGGAUGAUGAGCCACUUUGGAAUCGCCUUGUACCUCACUUCAUCCUAGAGUAUCAUUCCUUCCAAACGUCUCCAUCUACUCCAAUAUUCGACAAACUGUGUGAUGUGAUCCAAACGCUCCAUGCCAUGGCCAGAUAUCGCCCACCUAACAAACGAAAUACCAAACGACUCAAUGGUGAAAUGCAUCUGAUAGGAUUCCGCCCAGGAAAUGACGAUGGCAAGUCUGGAGGUACUUAUGUACGCAACAAACUUACCCCUGCUCAAACUGCCGAAGACGAUGCAAACUGGGCCAAGCUUCAAUCCCACAACGACUUCCUUGCUGGCAGGAUGGAAGCUCUCUCUCGAACCGCCUUCCUGGAAAAUCAAGCCCUGAUGCAAGAAUACGGAAUCCCUAAUUGGACUCAGGAGGAGUGGACUGAAAUGAAGAAUGAAGAUCGUGAACACCUCAAAUUUGCUGCAAAUGUUUCCGUCACAUAUAACGAUUUCUACAACCAAGCCCAUCAAGAUGAGAACGACUUAAAUGGAUGGACCUAUGGUAUAUUUGCUUAUAUUGAUAAGUCAACUGGGAGGCCCAUUCCUCCUCCUUCCUCCGAAUUAGACUACCAAGUUUGA
Puccinia graminis f. sp. tritici CRL 75-36-700-3 is the source of this 3882-nucleotide messenger RNA. Its product is annotated as AKL29. The transcript is spliced from 18 exons. Gene Ontology annotation, molecular function: protein serine/threonine kinase activity; ATP binding. Lineage: Eukaryota; Fungi; Basidiomycota; Pucciniomycetes; Pucciniales; Pucciniaceae. Gene Ontology annotation, biological process: protein phosphorylation. The record is from RefSeq and is a predicted model, not a curated record. The coding region runs from base 1 to 3882 and encodes 1293 amino acids.